AUGGACAAUGAUAAUGAUGAUUGGGAAGGUGCUGUUGAUAAAGGAGAAUUCGAUAAACGACUUGAACAUCAAGACCAAGAUCGUACAGCUAAGCAAGUCAUUUUUCCUUUAUGGCAUCAUAAAAAUGAUGUCUGUUGAAUAUCUUUCUUAGGAACGAAAUUGUCUUAAAAACGAGUGUCGAGAGUAAUCCUGAAAGGAUUUGGAUUCAUCGAGAUUACUAAAUUCUUCAUUGAUAUUACUAAUUCACGUCGAACUUCGUUCAUUGUGUAGAUCUAUACCCGGACAUUCAGAUUAAAAGGGUUCUACGCCGAACUAAAACUUUAUUGUCGAACUCGUCUUGAACUAGUGAGGAAAAACUCUAUGACGAGAUUUUUAUUUAAAAUUUGGUUCAUAGAUAAAGCUCAUAAUUAGUAAAAUGCACUGCAUUAUGCAGUGCAAACAAAUAAUAUAUUCUUGUUAGGAUUUUGAGCGGCUAAGACGACUCGAUACUCAGUAAGAAUACAUUUUUUUUGCGUUAAACUUUCCAAGACAUUUUAUUCGUCAUGGAGAUUUUUAUACGAAGUAAAGUACCUAAUACAAUAGUGACUAUGGCAAGUAGAUAAUGCAUAAAUCU
Molecule: messenger RNA, 613 nt
Organism: Rotaria sp. Silwood2
Lineage: Eukaryota; Metazoa; Rotifera; Eurotatoria; Philodinida; Philodinidae
Source: the annotation of a GenBank genome assembly